Messenger RNA from Megalops cyprinoides (Indo-Pacific tarpon), 4283 nucleotides. RefSeq names its product 45 kDa calcium-binding protein-like. Lineage: Eukaryota; Metazoa; Chordata; Actinopteri; Elopiformes; Megalopidae. Gene Ontology annotation, biological process: calcium-ion regulated exocytosis. Gene Ontology annotation, molecular function: calcium ion binding. Gene Ontology annotation, cellular component: endoplasmic reticulum. Bases 405 to 1475 code for a protein of 356 amino acids. The record is from RefSeq and is a predicted model, not a curated record. The transcript is spliced from 7 exons.
UUAACACUGUUCACAUUAGGAAGUUACUUUCCUUAUAGGAAAACACCGAGCUACCGUUAGCUAUCUGAUCGCCGUAUAGCGAAACCACGUAAUUUAAAUGGAAGCGGGAGGGAAGUGACCACGUCACUAUCCAUAAUUUUAGGAAAAGCCACGUGUACAGGAAAUAAUCAGGCGACCUGAAACAUGUGAGAGCUCUCAACCUUGCGAAUGGUGUUUCAACGGGUACAUUUUGAGGUUUGUAGGUACAGAUCGCUAGCUGGUUGGUUAGCUUGCUAGGUGGCUAACAAUUUAUUGGCGGCUGGUUUUGGCCACACACUGAGGGUCAUCGGUCAUCCUCACCAGCGACAGGAAGAUUGUGGAUAGUAGCUAGCAGCCCCCUUUACCACAGAUUUUGUAGGAACAUCAUGCAUUUGAGGAGAGGUUGGUGUAGAUGCCCAGGGUCCAUCUCCCUGGCCCUUUUAGCUGCGCUCCUCUUGAUGGGUGUCCAGGCCCGUCCGGCCAACAUGUCGGCCAACCGGGACAAGAAGCCCAACAGCAAAGAGGAGAACGAGAUCCUUCCACCGGACCACCUGAAUGGCGUGAAACUGGAGAUGGAUGGCCACCUCAACAAGGACUUCCACCAGGAAGUCUUUCUGGGGAAAGAUAUGGAAGAGUUUGAGGAGGACUCCGAGCCCAGGAAGAACAGGAAGAAACUGAUAGAGAUCUUCAGCAAGGUGGAUAUCAAUGAGGACAAGAGCAUCAGUGCCAAGGAGAUGCAGCGCUGGAUCAUGGAGAAGACACAGGAGCACUUCCAGCAAGCAGUGAAAGAAAACAAACUGAGCUUCCAUGCUGUCGACCCAGAUGGUGACGGUCAUGUGACAUGGGAUGAAUAUCGGGUGAAGUUUCUGGCCAGCAAAGGCUUUGAUGAGAAGGAGGUGGCUGAGAAGAUCAAGAGGAACGAGGAGCUGAAAGUGGAUGAGGAGACUCAGGAGGUCCUGGAAAGCCUGAAGGACCGCUGGUUCCAGGCUGACAACCCCCCAGCAGACCAGCUGCUGAACGAGGAGGAGUUCCUGUCCUUUCUGCACCCUGAGCACAGCCGCGGCAUGCUCAAGUACAUGGUCAAAGAGAUUGUCCGUGAUCUGGACCAGGAUGGCAACAAGAAGCUGACCCUGUCUGAGUUCAUCUCGCUGCCCAUGGGCACAGCGGAGAACCAGGAAGCGCAAGACAUUGACGACGACUGGGUGCGGGAACGGAAGAAGGAGUUUGAGGAGGUCAUUGACGCCAACCAUGAUGGUAUUGUCACCAUGGAAGAGCUGGAGGAGUACAUGGACCCCAUGAAUGAGUACAACGCCCUCAACGAGGCCAAGCAGAUGAUCGCCGUCGCUGACGAGAACCAGAACCACAACCUGGAGCUGGAGGAGAUCCUCAGGUACAGCGAAUACUUCACUGGCAGCAAGCUCAUGGACUACGCCCGCAACGUGCACGAGGAGUUCUGAAGCGCCCUGUUCCCUUCACCACGUCUCUCUCCACGGAUCUGCCCACCAGACGGGAGUCGCACACGCACCGGUUCUCAAUUAAAGGACCGUUUAAUUUACAAAGCUGCUGGGUUGCGUUCCUUCCCCCCGUUUAGUUCUUAUGGUACGUUCCGACGCUGCCCUUGCCAGUGGUAGGAGGUGUACCUUACUGUCAUGGUGUGCUUGUUGUCCUCAAUUGGACUUGCUUCUGCUUGUGUUCUUCAUCUGCCAACAGUUCAUUGUGGACGGUGUGUUACCCUCAUAAUCAUGUGAAUAGAUGUACAUAAGAGAUAUGUUCAUAAGAGCUUAUAUUAUUUUGUCCUUCAAGUCAUGGCCUUAAAUAUUCUCCUCGUUUAACGUUAGACAGUUGUUAAAAAUAGAACGCAUAAACAGACGAUUGCAUUGCGUGUUUUGACAGUAAGGGAGCCAAGUUCAGCAGACAUUUGGAUUCAUUUCAGUGAAUACAUCAUCAUUCAGACAGCCGGAUUUCUGCUGUAUUCUGCCCACAAUUAUAGUAAACAUAUUUUGAAGUAGCACCAGUGAAGGCAGUAAAUUUUUUAUCAGAUGUAAUAUUAUUUACUUGUGACUUUAUUGUGCAUUGACAGAAUUUGGACAUUUUCUUUAUCCCCUCAUAUGAAGAAAUUCUGAAGGGAAGGCUUGAUUGAAAUCCGUGCCACUCUAAUCGUUUAGUCAGUUAACCCCAAAAAGAAGCUUUAAUAUAAAAGCAUAAUGGUGUUGAAUAGGCCCUCUGUAAUACACGCUUUUGAAUGUGUUGGAGAAGCUGCUGUGCCUGUGUUCCGGCUUGAGAGCUCCCCCUGAAAAUAAAUUAUUUAUGAUUGUAAAUAUGUGUAAAUAUUUUGAAACGGUGUCCCUUAUACAUUUCAUGGAAAUCCAAAUGGGUACAGAAGUAUGCGGCACUGCUGAGGAGUUUCCAGACACGUCAUCAGUUGCGGCUGCUUUUCGUUCACAUUGACAUUUCUGAUGUCAAACCUCAGUGGUGUAUGUAAAGUCUUCUUGUACUCUACGUCCGGCCCAGUUAACUGAACCAAGUGCUGGAAACAACUCACAUCAGUGUAAUGGACAGCUUUUUAGGGAGCUUUCUUUAUAGAUGAGCCACCUUUAAAGUUACCAGCAGUCUUUAAGUCAUGUUCUCAAGUAUUUUAUUAAUCUCUCCUUUAUUAUUUAUUUCUUAGUUAUUAUGUAGCAUUUGUGUGUGUUUGUUAGCUCAGGCCAGACCUUCUGCCUGCCCAGGUCUUUUACAAGCACAGCUGAGUGAGCCAUCAUCAAAUGUAUGUUUUUUUUUUUCCCUCCUCUCUAUUCAGUCCAUGCUUAUAGGUUAGUCCCAGUAUGGGUCCUCUAAUGCAUUGCAGAAUACAGGAAUGCUACCAUCCUGUUAAUAGUGGGCUGCUCAUUUGUUAAAGGGCAAUUCAACCCAUACCACCCAGCAUAAAAAAUGUAUGAACUCCGCUACAAUGAAUGUGUAAUGUUAAAUCAUCUAGUAUUUUGGAUGCAAAGUCAUUGUUUUUUCCUAGGAGUUUUGCAUUCAGUCAGGCAACAAUACAAUAUGAAGCAUUUGUUUAACGUUGUUCAAGAGCAUAGCUCUUGUCAGCUUGUCCAUGUCUCAAUAUCUCAAUAUUUCAAACUGUUCGUGCAAGGGAAAGACACCCUAUUGAUUAAUUCAUUCAUUUCUCUUGCAAAUCUAGAUCAAGCUAAAUUUAAAGCUGUAUUGUGAUAUAAAAAAAUUGUAUGAAAAUUGUCAUUAUAAUUGCCCUCAUACCCUUCAUCAGGUGCCUCAGAAUGCUGAAAAUAUUCCUUCAUUUUUUGGAGAAUGAAGUGGUAACUGCAUAGCAGGUGGUGUUUUAAUCUAUUUGUGUUUAACCAUUUGGGCUGUUGAGAAUUUCAGUAAUAGUUUGGUAAUAGUUAUACAAUAGAUUGUAAAUAAUUGAGUAUGAAAGUAUAUUUGUACAAGAAUCAAAGAGUUUUUUUAUCUGUUGAAAUUUAGUGCAUUAUUGGUUAUUGACUGAAUACAAAGGUAUUACUGAUUAUGUGUCUUUAGCAUUCCCUCCUCUGUAUAUUUUGGAUUCCUGCCUUAUUGAGUGGUUAGUUUUCUGUUUGUCUGUUGACUUAUGAGGUGCUGCAUAUUCGUGAGCCAAAAGCACCACCAACAUGUAGGUCGAUCAAAGCAUCAUCUCGAUAAAAAUAUCUUUUAGUUUGCGUUCCUUUCAUCACCACUAUCCUGUGGAAAUCUGUCAUAAUAAUUGGAUACAACAUUGAUGUUGAUGUCAAACUGGAAUUGCAUUUCAUCAUCUAAACCCGCCCUUAGACCUGUAAGCCAAGCAUAAGCUUCUGUUUUGUCAGGCAUCUUUCAUGCGCAUUGAAUUACAAAUUGACAUGAAAAAAACAUGGUUUUUAUUCUAGUUUAUGUGGGUUAUCAUAAUCAUCGUCCAGUCAGGCGCUUAUUUAUGUCUUUGAUAUCAUGCACGGCGCAUAUGCUUGAAUGAGCACUGGUUAUAGUGAAAUCUACAGCAUUUGGAAUAGACUUUCUUUGGUGGUAAUGAUGUGCUUUGUCUCCUUGGUUACUCAGCCACCAUAUCAAAAGUAGCUCGAAUGAAUUUCAUUUUAAUUGGCAAUUAAACUUACUGAAAAUAUAUGCUGUCUGGAUUUUAUAAUGUAUAUGUGCUCCUUCUUGCAUAAUAAUGUAACAAAACAUGUCAUCAAAAUGAGUGGGACUUGUAUCUCAAAUGCUUUAAAAUUGAUUACAAAUAAAGGCGUGAAGUGACCAACUAAAAA